CCAGCGGGACCUUAAAGGGCGCGCCGCUCGGGCCCUGCAACCCGGCCACCGCCUCCCGCCGCCAUGCGACCCCGGGGGCCCGCGCCGCAGUGGCCGCUGCCCUGGGGAGCCCUGGCCUGGGCCUUGGGCUUUGUGGGCAGCGUGGGGGGCGCGGGGGACCCUCCGCCCGGUGGGGUGUGCUGGCUGCAACAGGGCCUGGAGGCCACAUGCACUCUGGUGCUGAGGACGGACGUGAGCCAGGCCGACUGCUGUGCCUCCGGCCGCCUGGACACCGCCUGGUCCAACCUGUCGCACCCCGGGGACAAGCUCAGCCUGUUGGGCUUCCUGGGCCUGGUCCGCUGCCUGCCCUGCCGAGACUCCUGCGACGGCGUGACGUGCGGGCCCGGCAAGGCCUGCCACAUGCGGGGAGGCCGCCCGCACUGUGAGUGCGCCCCCGACUGCGCUGGGCUGUCCGCACGCCUGCAGGUCUGCGGCUCGGACGGCGCCACCUACCGGGACGAGUGCGAACUGCGCGCCGCGCGCUGCCGGGGCCAGCCGGACCUGCGCGUCAUGUACCCGGGCCGCUGCCGCAAGUCCUGUGCGCAGGUGCAGUGCCCGCGGCCGCAGUCGUGCGUGGUGGACCAGACGGGCAGCGCGCACUGCGUGUUGUGCCGGGCGGCGCCCUGCCCAGAGCCCCCAGGGCCUGGCCAGGAGCUCUGCGGCAACAACAACGUCACCUACCUGUCGUCCUGCCACCUGCGCCAGGCCACCUGCUUCCUGGGCCGCUCCAUCGGCGUGCGCCAUCCCGGCAGCUGCGCAGGCACCCCGGAACCCACGGAAGCCGAGUCAGAGGAGGAGAACUUCGUGUCCCCAGGUUCUGGAGGGGAGGGGCUGUUCUGUACUGCUGACCAGGUGCCCAGGCCACUUGGAGUCCCCCCUGCUUCUGGACCCCGUGUCUGGUGUCACCUCCAAGCUGACUGCCACACCCAUGGGUGACACAUCCAGGACCCUUGUCCCACAAAGCACUUCCUGGCUGGGUGUCCAUCCCCAGUUUCCAACAGACUCUCUGGACUAGAGGGGCCCCCAGCUCAGGCUCUGUUUCAUUGCCUGUGUCCGAGACAGACCAGCACCCCAAGUUUUUGUAAGGGAGUGCUGGAGCAGUUUUGCUCACCCUCUGCCAACCCCAACCCCCAAAAUGUGCCUUAUCUGUCAGUGCCUGAGUGGGGGUGCCUCUGAGAGCCCCACCCCUAAGGCAGCCUUACCUUGGGGCCCUGAGUUGCCAAAGAAAUAAAAAAUAUAAAGAAAGGG
Molecule: messenger RNA, 1287 nt
Organism: Erinaceus europaeus (western European hedgehog)
Lineage: Eukaryota; Metazoa; Chordata; Mammalia; Eulipotyphla; Erinaceidae
Gene: FSTL3
Product: follistatin like 3
Exons: 6
Coding region: 64-975 (303 amino acids)
Biological process (GO): regulation of BMP signaling pathway; negative regulation of activin receptor signaling pathway; multicellular organism development
Molecular function (GO): protein binding; activin binding
Source: RefSeq, a predicted model, not a curated record